AGAAAACGACAAUUUUUAUCUUAUCUACAUCACGUGCAAUGGUGUAGCCACAGAUUUUUAUUGUCAUUUGGAAAUUUUUCAACCAUUUAAAUCAAACUCAUUUUAGAUUACAUUUUUUACAACAUAUUAUAGGAAUAAUAAUCUAAUAUCAACCAUGGCUACUAAUAUCACUUGGCAUCCAAAUUUAACUCAUUCUGAACGUUCAGAAUUGAGAAAACAAAAGGGAGUUACUAUCUGGUUAACUGGUUUAUCCGCUAGUGGUAAAUCAACUAUUGCUUGUGCAUUAGAACAAAGUAUAUUAUCAAGACAUUUAAAUGCCUAUAGAUUAGAUGGUGAUAAUGUUAGAUUUGGUUUAAAUAAAGAUUUAGGAUUCAGUGAAGCUGAUAGAAAUGAAAAUAUUAGAAGAAUUUCAGAAGUUGCUAAAUUAUUUAAUGAUUCAUGUUGUGUAACUAUUACUUCAUUCAUUAGUCCUUAUAAACAAGAUAGACAAUUAGCUAGAGAAUUACAUGAAAGGGAUGGAUUACCAUUUGUCGAAGUAUACGUCGAUGUUCCAAUCGAAAUAGCUGAACAAAGAGAUCCAAAAGGUUUAUAUAAAAAGGCUAGAGAAGGUAUUAUUAAGGAAUUUACUGGUAUUAGUGCUCCUUAUGAAGCUCCAGAAAAGCCAGAAAUUCAUUUAAAGAAUUAUUCAGGUGCUUCAAUUGAAGAUUCUGCUGAACAAAUUAUUGAAUAUUUAAUUGAAAAGAAAUUCAUUUAAACCAAGUUGUAUAUAUAUAUAUAAAAGAUUAGAUUAUUAGACAUAUAUAAAAAAAAUAAAAAUAAAAAUAA
Molecule: messenger RNA, 825 nt
Organism: Scheffersomyces coipomensis
Lineage: Eukaryota; Fungi; Ascomycota; Pichiomycetes; Serinales; Debaryomycetaceae
Gene: MET14
Product: adenylyl-sulfate kinase
Exons: 1
Coding region: 155-754 (199 amino acids)
Biological process (GO): sulfate assimilation
Molecular function (GO): adenylylsulfate kinase activity; ATP binding
Source: RefSeq, a predicted model, not a curated record